AUGUCCAAAAAAAAAUCCUCCGGUUCAGGCAAAGCAGCCAAACUGAAAACUCAAUCCGUCGGUUGGAUCUGGCCCAAAGACCCCCAGCCCGGGAACUCAAGCCACUGGCCUCGCUUCAAACGCUUCUCGGAUGUCAUCAGCGGCAAAGGACCAGACAUUUUCAUCGGAACCAUUGGGAAAACCCCCAGGCCUGUCGCGAAUAAGGACAGCCCCGGACGAACCAUUUCAAGUACCAACUGGGCCAGAUGGGACGUGGACCCUGAAGAGCAUGAUACUCCGUUCUCGUGGGCCCGCCGUGACAAGGACGUGAGAUAUGAUUACAAAACUCGGAAAUAUGGAGUGCCGAACGAGAGAACGUGGAGUGCGGUCGAGUAUGCUGACUGCCAGUGGGGCGAGGGCAAAUGGAGGAAGAAGAAAGUGACUCCAACGGCGCCGAUUCGGUUUUGGGAUCAACAUGGUAGAGAGCAUCGGCGUCAGGGACCCGUCGAGGUGGCACGGGACGGCAGGAUUGAUAUUGCGAAUGGGGUGAUGGCAACGAAUGGAUGUGAUGGACAUUGCCAGUCUGGUCGAAACAUGCACGACUCGGGCUUUGGAAAUCACGAUCAUAUGUGGACACACACACAUGUCAUGCCUACACACUGUCCUGGCUGUUGUUGCGAGAUAGCAGACAGCUAG
This is a messenger RNA of Penicillium oxalicum, 675 nucleotides long. RefSeq lists its product as uncharacterized. NCBI's taxonomy places the organism in Eukaryota, Fungi, Ascomycota, Eurotiomycetes, Eurotiales, Aspergillaceae. Bases 1 to 675 code for a protein of 224 amino acids. The transcript has a single exon. The record is from RefSeq and is a predicted model, not a curated record.